Molecule: messenger RNA, 369 nt
Organism: Grosmannia clavigera kw1407
Lineage: Eukaryota; Fungi; Ascomycota; Sordariomycetes; Ophiostomatales; Ophiostomataceae
Exons: 2
Coding region: 1-369 (122 amino acids)
Cellular component (GO): EKC/KEOPS complex
Source: RefSeq, a predicted model, not a curated record
AUGGCCGUCGACCCAAGCUUUCCGUGCUCGUUAGUCAUUGAUGUGCCGUUCCCCACAGCUCGACUAGCCAGCAUUGCUUUGCAGGCCCUCUCGGUCGACAAGGAGCUGUCGCCGUCUGUUCGCCGCUCGUUCUCUGUCCGGGCUGCCGAUGACUCUGUGGAUGCCGAGGACGCCGGGAACGACGACUUGAAGACCGUCCUGCGCACCGCCUACGAGGCCACCACGAAUCGCAUGCUGCGCGUGUCAGUCAAUGCCUUCCUGGACCACGUCGGACUCGUAGUGGAAGUCAUGGAGGGACUCGAUGUGGACGUGCUUGCGGCCAAGGACACGGCUGACAAGGCUGUCAUGUCCCCGGCGGUAGAAGCAUGA